Messenger RNA from Thecamonas trahens ATCC 50062, 525 nucleotides. RefSeq names its product ADP-ribosylation factor-like protein 1. The record is from RefSeq and is a predicted model, not a curated record. Gene Ontology annotation, cellular component: cytoplasm; Golgi apparatus. The coding region runs from base 1 to 525 and encodes 174 amino acids. Lineage: Eukaryota; Apusomonadida; Apusomonadidae. The transcript has a single exon. Gene Ontology annotation, biological process: intracellular protein transport; vesicle-mediated transport. Gene Ontology annotation, molecular function: GTP binding; GTPase activity.
AUGCUCUCCAAGCUGUGGGGUGAGAAGGAGAUGCGCAUUCUCAUCCUGGGGCUGGACAACGCGGGCAAGACGACCAUCCUGUAUCGGAUGCACUGCGGAGAGGUGGUGACCACCAUCCCCACUAUCGGCUUCAAUGUGGAGGAGGUUACAUACAAGAACGUCACGUUCUCGGUCUGGGAUCUGGGCGGGCAGGCUUCGAUCCGGCCGUACUGGCGGUGCUACUUUGGCGAGGCCACCUCCGCGCUCAUCUACGUGGUAGACUCGUCGGAUCGCGAGCGCAUCGGCAUCUCAGCAGAGGAGCUAACGGCCAUGUUUGAAGAAGAAGACCUCAACGGUGUUCCGCUGGUUGUCUUUGCCAACAAGCAGGAUGUCGACGGCGCACUCACGCCGGCCGAGGUGACCGAGGCGCUCGGCCUUGCCCGUAUCCGCGACCGCCAAUGGCAGAUCUUCAAGACCUCAGCCAUCGAGGGCGUGGGCAUUGAUGAGGGGCUCGACUGGCUUGUCCACGCACUCAAGUCCAAAUGA